AUGACGUGGAAAGAAGAGGAUGCAGGCUCUGCGGAAAAGGGCCAGGUCGUGACCGAGGGUCACGGCCACAGCGCCGUCCUCAACCAGGUCGCCUCCGUGCAGCCUCACCCGGACUUCAUGACCAGGACCGGCCUGAACGUUGAGUCUUUCAAGUGCGCUCACUACGGCCCCGGCCUCGUCGAGCUGGAGCGGCCUAUGAAGCAGCGCCAUCUGAACAUGAUUGCCAUCGGCGGCUCCAUCGGUGCCGGCUUCUUUGUUGGUUCCGGCAGUGCCCUCUCCAACGGUGGCCCUGUGCAUGCCCUCGGCGAGCUGGCCGUCAUGUAUCCCGUGUCCGGUAGCUUCUACGUCUACUCCGCCCGAUUCAUCGACCCGUCCUGGGGCUUCGCCAUGGGCUGGAACUACGUCUUCCAGUGGGCGUCGGUGCUCCCGCUGGAGCUCACCAUCUGCGGCAUCACCAUCCAGUACUGGAACCAGGACAUCAACAUCGCCGUGUGGAUCACCGUCUUCCUCGUCGUCAUCGUCAUCGUCAACGUCUUCGGUGCCAUCGGCUACGCGGAGGAGGAGUACUUCUCCGCACUCUUCAAGCUCACCGCCACCGUCAUCUUCAUGAUCAUCGCGCUGGUCCUCGUGCUCGGCGGCGGGCCCUCGGACGGCCGCUACAACCACUACAUCGGCGCCAGCCUGUGGUACGACCCGGGCGCCUUCGCCAACGGCUUCAAGGGCUUCUGCUCCGUCUUCGUCACCGCUGCCUUCUCCUUCUCCGGCACCGAGCUCGUCGGCCUGGCCGCCGCCGAGGCCAAGAACCCGCUCAAGGCGCUGCCCAGCGCCAUCAAGCAGGUCUUCUGGCGCAUCACCCUCUUCUACAUCCUCGGCCUCUUCUUCGUUGGCCUGCUGAUCCCAUACAACGACAAGGAGCUGCUCAACGCCGGCGCCUACGACGACCCGCACGCCUCGCCCUUUGUCCUCGUCGGCAAGUACGCCGGCCUCAAGGGCUUCGACAGCUUCAUGAACGUCACCAUUCUCAUCUCGGUGCUCUCCAUCAGCGUGUCGAGCGUCUACGGCGGCUCGCGCACCCUGACCGCCAUGGCCCAGCAGGGCUACGCCCCGCGGCUCUUCACCUACAUUGACAAGUCCGGCCGCCCGCUCUUCUCCGUCAUCCUCAUCAUCCUCUGCGGCGGCAUCGCGUAUGUCAGCCUCGACGCCACCGGCCCGGUCGUCUUCUCCUGGCUGCAGGCCAUCUCCGGCCUCGCCGCCCUCUUCACCUGGGGGUCCGUCUGCCUCGCCCACAUCCGCUUCCGCCACGCGUGGAAGUACCAGGGCCACACAGUCGACGAGAUCCCCUUCCGCGCCGCCUGCGGCAUCUGGGGCUCGUAUCUCGGACUCUUCCUGAACAUCGUCGUGCUCAUGGCUCAGUUCUACACCGCGGUCGCUGCCCCGAUCGGCGAGACCGGCCUCGGCACGGCCAAGUCCUUCUUCCAGUCAUACCUGGCCGCGCCGGUCAUUCUCUUCUUCUGGGCCGUUGGAUAUCUCUGGAAACGCCAGGGCUUCCUCAGGCUGUCUCAGAUCGACGUCGAUACCGGUCGACGCGAACUUGACUGGGAGGAAAUCAACGCCCACCGCGCCCAAGUUGCUUCUUGGCCUAGGUGGAGACGCAUCGCGCACGUCUUCUUCUAA
Molecule: messenger RNA, 1674 nt
Organism: Cordyceps fumosorosea ARSEF 2679
Lineage: Eukaryota; Fungi; Ascomycota; Sordariomycetes; Hypocreales; Cordycipitaceae
Product: amino-acid permease inda1
Exons: 4
Coding region: 1-1674 (557 amino acids)
Biological process (GO): amino acid transmembrane transport
Cellular component (GO): membrane
Molecular function (GO): amino acid transmembrane transporter activity
Source: RefSeq, a predicted model, not a curated record